UGUGGAGGAGGGGUUAGCCCAGAGGGGUAGGGUCUUACUGAGGGCAGGGCUAUUCUGGGUAGGUGGGAUCUGUUGCUGGGGUGGAGUGGUUAUUCUAAGGCAGGAGUAGGCAACCUUGACUCUUUUAUGACUCGUGGACUUCAACUCCCAGAAUUCCUGAGCCAGCAUGGCUCUGCUUGGAAACCUCUUCCUUUCCCCUCAGCAUGGCUGGCUGAGGAAUUCUGGGAGUUGAAGUCCACGAGUCAUAAAAGAGCCAAGGUUGCCUACCCCUGUUCUAAGGUGAUGGGGCUUAUUGCUGGGAGGGGGUCUAGUUGCUGGAGGUUGGGCUAUUUUGUACAGGUGGGCCCUGUUGCUGGGAUGGGGCUGUGGCCCCCCUGGCGUGGCCCUUGGUCACCUAGUGGGACCCCUUCCAGCCUAACCACCCGCAUCUCUUCUCCAGAGCACCAGCACCUGCGCUACAACCCGCUGCGGGAGGACUGGGUGCUGGUCUCUGCCCACCGUAUGCGGCGCCCCUGGCAAGGGCAGGUGGAGAAGCCCCCUGAGGAGGAGCCCCCACGCCACGACCCAUCCAACCCUUUGUGUCCAGGGGCCACGCGAGCGAUCGGCCAGGUAAACCCCCACUAUGAGAGCACAUUUGUCUUUGACAAUGAUUUUCCUGCAUUGCAGCCAGAUGCCCCAGAGCCUGAGGCUGACGACCAUCCCUUGUUCCGUUCAGCGUCAGCUCGAGGCGUGUGCAAAGUCAUGUGCUUCCAUCCCUGGACUGACCUGACUCUGCCGCUGAUGUCGCUUGCUGAGAUCCGCAGGGUGAUUGACAAGUGGGCAGAGAUAGCAGUCGAGUUGGGUGCCUCUUACACCUGGGUGCAGAUCUUUGAGAACAAGGGAGCCAUGAUGGGCUGUUCGAAUUCCCACCCUCAUUGUCAGAUCUGGGCUAGUAACUUCCUGCCCAACGAAGCCUCACUGGAGGACCAGUCCCAACGGAAGUACUACCGAGACAAUAAUGUGCCCAUGCUCCUUGAGUAUGCCCGGCUGGAGGCCGAGCGGAAGGAGCGGAUCGUGGUGGAAAAUGCAGACUGGCUGGUAGUGGUGCCCUACUGGGCAGUGUGGCCCUUCCAGACUCUCUUGCUUCCUCGGCGACAUGUCUGCCAACUUGAGGACCUCCAGGAGAGCGAGAGAGACAGCCUGGCAUCCAUCAUGAAGAGGCUUCUCAGCCGAUACGACAAUCUGUUCCAGGUUUCCUUCCCUUACUCAAUGGGCUGGCAUGGAGCUCCCACAGGGCCGUACCUGAAGGCCGACUGCAGGCACUGGCAGCUCCACGCCCAUUACUACCCUCCUCUGCUGCGUUCCGCCACCAUUCGUAAAUUCAUGGUGGGCUACGAGAUGCUGGCUCAGGCCCAGAGGGACCUGACGCCGGAGCAGGCCGCUGAACGCUUGAGGAACCUCCCUGAGCAUCACUACAAGCUGGACACCAAGUUGGCACCCUAGAGUAGAUGGUGGCUCUGUUCCCCCCUUUGGUGUGGGUCAGUCGGACGAUCCCUAGCCGCUGACAAAGAAAGCCUGGAGAAUGAUCCCAGCUGGAGAGUAAGGGGUCUGCCCUUGGAGGCUGCUUAGACGUUUUCUCAGGAAUUGCCUGACCCCGGACAGAGUGCCAGUCUGGCUGCCCAGUUCCACUAAGACUGUGAGACUGGUGACCAUUGAAGCCAGGACUCUUUCCUUCUCAUAAGUCCUCUGCAAAAAUGGAGGCUCCCUGUUCUGUAUGCCCAAUGGAGAUGAGACCCGUCUUUGGAGGAGGGGGAAGUCUGUUGUGGACUUCAACUUCCAGAAUUCCUCAGCCUUAAGAUGUGUAGAUGUCAGCUCCUGGAAUUCCUCAGCCUUAAGAUUAUGGACUUCAACUCCCAGAAUUCCUUAGCCUUAAAACUUGUGGACUUCAACUCCCAGAAAUCCUCAGCCUUAAGACUUGUGGACUUCAGCUCCCAGAAUUCCUUCUGGUGAUGGACGGCUGUGGUCAUAUCCUGGUCUGCCCAGCUUCUGAGAGCUGGCAAUAUUAAUGUCAUUGGAAUGAGAGUAAAUUAGAAUAUUUGGGGCAAGGAUGGGGUUGCCUCUUUUCCUGAACUCUCCCCAAAUGAAGCUGAGGCAGCUUAGAAAGAGGGCAGAGAUGAACAGAGCAACAGAAAUGAACGGGUCUGGAGGCUGUCCUACAAUGAAUUGCUAAGGUAACCAGGUAUGACUGCCCUAAUGAAAAGAAGGCUUAGGGGAGGCAUGAUAGCAGUCUUCCAAUAUUUGAGGGGCUGCCACAAGGAAGAGGGGGUCCAUUUGCUCUCCAAAGCACUUGAGGAUAGGACAAGAAGCAA
Messenger RNA from Crotalus tigris (Tiger rattlesnake), 2348 nucleotides. RefSeq names its product galactose-1-phosphate uridylyltransferase (gene GALT). Gene Ontology annotation, biological process: beta-D-galactose catabolic process via UDP-galactose, Leloir pathway. Gene Ontology annotation, cellular component: cytoplasm. Lineage: Eukaryota; Metazoa; Chordata; Lepidosauria; Squamata; Viperidae. The transcript has 10 exons. The coding region runs from base 127 to 1482 and encodes 451 amino acids. The record is from RefSeq and is a predicted model, not a curated record. Gene Ontology annotation, molecular function: zinc ion binding; UDP-glucose:hexose-1-phosphate uridylyltransferase activity.